AUUUGAAAGAUAAUUUGAAUAUGCAAAUAUAUAUAUUCAAAGUUGUUAGAUAUUUGUUAAGUUUCCUUAAUUUUUGUUAUUAAUAUAUUUUUAUAUAAUCAAAAAAUUGUAUCAAAACCAUUAUAAAAUAUAUUGCCAUAGUUAGGCUAGAUUUUAGGGAGUGUAGUUAUUAAUAUUAAUAUGUCAAACAAAAAUAUUAUAGUGUAUAGUUUUUUUUUUUUUUAAAUCCACCUAAAAACAAAUUGAGUCUAGAGUUGUGGUUCUAUUUUAAUAGUACUGAGUUGCAGUGUAGUAUAUAGUAUAGUUUCACUACAUGUUUGAACAGUUUCAUAUUAGCUGUUUAUUUUCACCAAUUUCAUAUUGUUAGUUAACUAAAUAUAACAAAUGAUAAUUGUCAUUUUUACGAAAAUAUAAAAUACAAACACAUCAAAAUGAGAUUUGAAAUUAAAUUCAAACUUAACUUUGCCAAAGAUAUGCGCGUCCGUUACAAAAUCAUUUGACCUAAAAGAUCAACUCAACUUUGACCGAAAAAGGAGAAAGAAAGAUCAGCUCAACGAACAGAAAACAAAAACAAUCAAGAUAUAAAACACCAUCCACCUAUUUAACAAUAAUCUCAAACCCUAAAAAAAGAAUAAAAAGACAAAAUUCUUAUCUUUUCCUUUUUGAGUCCACUUCUAUAUAUAUAUAUAAACCUCGUGUUCCCUUGUACCAAAACAAAUCCAACACAAAGAAAACAAUAAACAACAAACACUUUCAAAGAAAAUAAUAUAGAAAUAAUGAAGCAAUCACUUCUUUCCAUCUUAAUACUUCUACUAUCAUCAUCAUUUGCACCCAUCCACGCCCGCAACAAACCACAGCCGAAGUCUCCUUCACCCGUAGCUGCUCCAGCUCCAGGACCGUCAAAUUCUGAUUGCUCCAGCAUUAUAUAUGACAUGAUGGAUUGUCUCUCGUACCUUACCCCUGGAUCAAAUGAUACUAAGCCCACAAAAGUUUGUUGUGGGGGAAUUCUAUCUGUUCUACAAUAUAACCCUAAGUGUAUUUGCGUUGGUUUAGAAAGUAGCAAAACUAUGGGGUUUGCAGUGAAUAACACUAGAGCUCGUGCCAUGCCUACGACUUGCAAGCUCACCAUUGUUGCUCCUCAUUGCGCAAUCCUGGACGAGGCGACACCGGCUGCAUCUAUUGCUGUUUCUCCUUCGGCUGGAACACCUAUGACUUCGCCAUCUUCGGGCGGGUCACCAACAUCUUCACCAUCUUUGGCUGAGUCGCCGGUCAUGACUGCACCGUCUCCCUCAAGUUCUGGCACCAACCACCUCUCAGUUUCAACACUGACCCUCGUUUCCGUUAUAGUUUCUUCUGUAACAUAUAUUUCGUUUUUAUUUUAAUUAAUUACAGCUUCACUCGUUUUCAUAUAUAUUUUCUACUGAGUUUUAUGGUUGUCAAUUUGUCAUUUGAAGACAUGUGAUGCUGUUUUUAUCCGUGCCACAUUCGUAUAUAUCUACUUGGGAUUUGUGUCUUGUUUUCUCUUAAAAAACAAAUGUGCUGGCUGCACAAUUCCCCGAAAUUUACCAACUCCAUACAGUAACAAAUUUCUCAACUUCAUACACUAACAAAAAUACUCCCUCUGCUACAAAAAUGUCUAUAUUUUUUUAUAGAAAAUUUGUUUAAAAAAUCCAUAUUUUAUAUUUUUAAUACAUUAUUUAAUGAUAAAUUGUAAACUUCAAAAAAUAAUAAUUGGAUUGACGAGGUAUUUCUCCACGUGAAAUAUUGUAUAACAUCAAAUAUCUUCCAAACAAUGCCCACAUUCUACAUAUCCUUGAAUUUAAAGUCCAAAAUCGUAUCCCACAAAUUGAAAGUUCAAAACUCCAAAUCCCCCGGAAUCAAAGUUCGCAACUCGAGACACCAUAUACUUUAAUUACAUUGGUUUAAAGAUAGUUUAGUAUUUUUGUAAUCAAACCAUAAACCUUAUACAUCAGAUUUAAAAUCAAACUAAUACCCUUUGAAGGGUUGACGAGCUAUUUUUGACGGGUAUUAAUUUGGUUUUUAAAUCUAAUUUAUAUGGUUUAUAGUUUGAUCAGAAAACGUUAAACCCUAUUUAAACCAAUGUAAUUGAAGACUAUGGGUUUUGGAGUUCCGAACUUUAAUUUCAGGUGGUUUGGAGUUUUAAUUUGAACCAUCGCACAAAUUUAAUUAAUUUAUGGGUUCACACACAAUAGUGUCAAGAAGUAUUUUAAUUCGCGAUCAAAUUUCACUUAAAAUUUAAGUUUCCAGCUUAAAUUUUAACUUUUCACUUAAUUCGCGUGAAGUCUUUCGAGAAGUCUUCCGAGAAGUCUGCUUGAGAGGUCUUCCAAAAAUUGAGCUUGAUAAGUCUUCCGAGAAUUCUGCUUGAAAAGACUCUUUAAGUCUGAAAAUGUGCAUAUCCAAAACGUUUAUAUGGCUUCAAAACAGAGAAAAACUUCAAAAAUAAAACUUUCAUGCUUAAUAUUAAAUAAAACAAUUACAUUAGGUUAAAUCUAUACCUUUUUCGAAUCUAACAUAUAAAAUACACAAAAUACAUAUUCAAAAUUUAUAGACCUACCUUCAAAAGAGUGGAAGAUGAAAACAAUGAAUAAAAAUCUGCAAAACAAGAUAAAGUAGUAAGAAAGACAUGAUACAAAGAGAUGAGAAACUGAUAUAAAAUUUGGUAUGUUCGAGUUCAAAGAGAUUAAAAAGAGAUUUGAGAAUUUUAGAGUGAGAAACAUUACAUUUUUGUUGCAGCCAUUUGAAAGGAAGAUAGAGAAUGUGUACAUUUUUUAUAUUUAAGGAGACAAAAAUUUUAACUAGGUUAAAUAUUUUUGGUUCAAAAAGUUUUCUAGUAUAAAAUACACUAGAAGACUUCCCAUAAGUUUUCUAAACCCCAAAUUUACUAUUCGUCUCAAAAAACUUUCCAAGAAAAUUUCUCCAUAAGUGCUAAAGAAAUCCGAAGUACAACUUGAAAAAUCUGCAUAUCCAAAAAUAGAAUAAAUUUAUAACAAAGAAAAACUUCAAAAAUAAUUAUUUUUUUUCUUAAAUGAUAAAUAAAACAACCAGAUUAGGUUAAAUCUGCAAUUUUUUUAGAAUCUAACAUAUAAACACACACAAAAAUACAAAUCCAAAAUUUAUAGAUCUAGUUUUAGAAGAGUGCAAGAUAAUAAACAUGAUGAAAUGAAAAACCUGCAUAAACAAGAUAGGGUAGUGAGAAAUACAUGAGACAAAAAGAUGAUAAAAUGAUAUAAAGUUUGGUGUCUUCAAGAUCAAAGAGAUUAGAGAGAGGUUGGAUAGUUUUAGAGUGAGAAACAUUACAUUUUUGUUACAGUCAUUUGAUAAAAAGAUAAAAUAUGUAAAUUUUCUUUAUAUAUAUAUAUAUUUUUUUGUCGUCAACUAUAACAGACUCAAACUGACUCUGUAAACCAAACUGGUAACUCCGCAUCCAUGUGAACGACGAAAGACGAUUGCUUACUAGCAAUGUGUGCUAUACUAUCCGCCUUUGAAUUCUGCGUUUUUGGUACAUGAAUGAUCUCCGAGCUAAGAAAAUUUUCCCUCAUGGUUUUUAUGUUUUCCAAAUAAUUUGCAAAAGCUGGUCAUUUAUCUGGUUGUGAAACCAUCUUUACCACUUGAGAACAAUCUGUUGCAAACAUAAAAUGUUUUAAAUAUAUAAGAAGACAAAAUUCCAUUUAGGUUAAAUAUUUUUGAUUAGGAAGUCGUCUAACAUAAAAUGCAAAAAGUCUUCUAAACCCUAAAUUUACAAUUAGUCUGAGAAGACCUCCCAAAAAAUAUUCUAAUGUAUUAUAUGUUAGAAAACAUCACAAGAAGUCUUCUAAAUCUUAAAAUCAAAUAACUAACUACAUAGCAAUGAACACUUCGUUAAACAUAAAAUCAACUUAUAAAGUGUUUAAUAUAUACAAAAGUAAACACAUAUAUGACAAAUUUAAAUUUCUUAAAAAUGUAAGAUUCAAUAAUUAACCUAAAAACAAAUAAUAUUACAACAUAUGUUACCAAACCCUAAACAAGAACAAUCAUGAGUUACAAUAUAUAUUAACCCAUCUAUAUUGAAAACAAUUUAAUUUUAGUAUAUCUAAAUUUACAUCAUUUAGAAUGGUUUAUAAUUAAAUGAUUUCAAUUUUUUUAAUAAAUUUUAUAAAUUAUUUAUAAGAUUAAAUACACGAGAAGACUUCUAGAAUACUUUACUAACCUCAGAAGACGUCGCAUGAUUAUAAUCGUAAAAGUGAUUAUAUAUUUUUGGUUUGGUCAUAAGGAAAUGGUUAUAUCAUAUGUGUUAUAAACAAAAUAAUUACCUUUUAGGUUACUUUUUCAUUUUUUGACAAAUUCCCCUUAAAAUAGUUGUCUAUUAUUGAUUUUGUCAAAUAGUAUAUAUAUGUCAUACUGAUUCCUUUUAAAUGAAUUUUUUCUUUGCUAGUUGACUUUAUUUUGGGCGAAAUUUUAAAAUCUUUUUUGUUUUAAAUUAUUGCAGUAUAGAUUUUUGUAAAUAAUUUGUAUUCUGUUUUAAAAUUUUAAUAUUAUUAAUUUUGAAAAAUAGCAUGUAUUUCAAGUUGAUUAUUUCUAAUGAAUUAUGUUUUGUUAGUUUACCUUAUUUUGUACAGAAUUUUAUUUUAUUGUCA
Brassica napus (rape) is the source of this 4634-nucleotide messenger RNA. RefSeq names its product non-specific lipid transfer protein GPI-anchored 4. The coding region runs from base 777 to 1382 and encodes 201 amino acids. The transcript is spliced from 3 exons. Gene Ontology annotation, biological process: lipid transport. The record is from RefSeq and is a predicted model, not a curated record. Gene Ontology annotation, molecular function: lipid binding. NCBI's taxonomy places the organism in Eukaryota, Viridiplantae, Streptophyta, Magnoliopsida, Brassicales, Brassicaceae.